AGUGAAGUGAAGCUUUUUGUCAACAGACUGAACUCUGAGGAAUCAGUCAUUCCAUAUGAUUACACACACUUUGACUUCUGCACCUCACCUGACAUCAGUGAAACUCCAGUGGAGAACCUGGGACAAGUUGUCUUUGGGGAGAGAAUCAUGCCAUCCCCAUACAAGAUGCAAUUCCUAGAGCCGCUUCAGUGUGCAGAAGUUUGCACCAAACACUACGACUUUUCCAACAGAGAAGAUCAACUCAAAAUAGAAAAGCUAAAGAGCGCCAUGAACCUUAACUACCAUCAUCACUGGAUUGUUGACAACAUGCCGGUGACUUGGUGCUAUAAGGUUCAGGGAGACAACACCUACUGUGCUACAGGCUUCCCUGUUGGCUGCUAUGUUGAUGCUAAAGGCAACCGUAAAGAUGCCUGCGUCAUUGAGAACUCAUACAGCACUCCCGACACUUACUACAUCUUCAAUCACAUCGACCUGAACAUCACUUACCACAGCGGCAAGGGUGAAGACUGGGGCAUGGGAUUUAAUGACAACGGUGGCCGCAUUUUUGGCACUGGAAGUGGGGCUAAAGUCUCCCAGGAUUCUGCGGGCCGCUCUGCGUUGAACCAUCUCAAGGGAGGUUCUCAGGUGCUGCUGGUGCGGAUCCCAGGCCGCAAAAAGUCUGACUCUGGCGUUGAUUCCUUCUCCAAGGUCAUUGAUGUAUAUAAGAAACAAGGUCGGUCCGAGCACCGAGCCUUGUGGGACGCCGGAGAGUACGCUGCCCACACUGGACUUUUUCCCCUCCACGACCACUUGCUGCGUUCGUCCAGACAGGAAACCGGUGAUCCACUGCUUGGUCCUUCCUCGGAUGCCAUAAAAUUCCAGCUUCGACAGCAGUCGCUGGUGGGCCGUGAUCGCAGAUCUCACAACGUGCUCCAGCAGUUUACAGCAGAUGCAAGUGAGAGAGAUGGGGCGGUAAUUGGCGGCCUGGCUCCGGUCUCCCUUCUUGAAGAUAGGCUGGACCAGGGCGUGUUUCCAGACGUGGGGGACCUGGCCAGUGUCCAAGGAUUUCACAAACAGGAGAGUCAAAGCGGGGGCCAACUCCUCUGCAACCUCCCUCAGCAGCCGGCACGGGAUGCCAUCUGUGGAGGGAUGGUGGUGGAUCUGGUGAUGAGACUUGGUCUGUUUGUGAGAAAUAAGUCAAGGAUGUGCUUGCCUAGUGUUGGCUUAUCGUUCACCUGGAGGAGCCCCAUGUCUGUAACCUUCUCCAAGAAGAGUUUAUUGAUUCUGGAUGGUGAGGGAUGGGAUGCAAACUGCGGGGCGUGCGUCCCACUACCGAUGGAGCUGAGCAGUGUCUCCGCAGGCACCGGAGAGAACAAGGACGCGGAGAAGUUUGGUACUCCACAGGAGAAACACAUCCAUGGGGUCUGCGUGGUGUGUGCGAGGAAUUUCACGGAGCUGCUUCAAACACGUCCUGCCACCACGCGCAUGCGCAACCCUACGAUGUUCGCGUGCCUGGGUUUCCUGUCCCCCGCUAACCGUGGCGCUCUCAUGACCUGCGUGCUGGUGCUGUACGUGUGCCUGGGCUUCCCUGCGGGCUACACCAGCGCCCGCCUCUACAAGAGCUUCGGGGGCGAGAAGUGGAAGAGCAACGUACUGCUUACUUCCAUGCUCUGCCCUGGGUUCGUGUUCGGCAUUUUCUUCUUCCUGAACCUGAUCCUGGCGUAUAAAGGCAGCAGCGCCGCGGUGCCCUUCUCCACCCUCAUCGCUCUGCUGGCGCUGUGGUUCCUUGUGUCCGUGCCUCUCACCUUCGUCGGCGCCUUCUUCGGUUUCAGGAAAAGGACUUUGGAGAACCCAGUACGAACGAACAAGAUCCCGCGCCAGAUCCCCGACCAGAGCAUCUACACGAAGCCUCUGCCCGGCAGCGUGAUGGGCGGCGUGCUGCCGUUUGGCUGCAUCUUCAUCCAGCUGUUCUUCAUCCUGAACUCGAUCUGGUCCAACCAGACCUACUACAUGUUCGGCUUCUUGUUCCUCGUGUUCCUCAUUCUGUGCAUCACGUGCAGCGAGACUACCAUACUUCUCUGCUAUUUCCAUCUCUGUGCUGAGGAUUACCACUGGUGGUGGCGCAGUUACCUCACUUCAGGAUUCACUGCGUUCUACCUCUUCAUUUACUGCGUGCAUUAUUUUGCCACCAAACUGAACAUUUCUGGCUUCGUCUCGACGUUGCUCUACUUCGGCUACACCAUCAUCAUGGUCUUCUUGUUCUUCCUACUCACAGGCACGAUCGGUUUCUGCGCGUGCUUCUGGUUCGUGCGCAAGAUCUACAGCGUCGUCAAGGUGGACUAAGACGUGCGCCGUACGAGCUUUGCUGGAGAUGAGCAUCAUAAUUAUGGAACGCGGGCUGUUUAAUAUUAUUUUCCUUGUAGUCCUUGUCUGCUAACCAUCCACUUUUGUACUGCAACGUUUGGAGUUUAUUAUUGGAUUUGAAUAGGGAUUAGACUACGAAUUGAUUUCAUAUUUUUAACUAGUACAGUAAAUCUGGAUACUAAGUUAGUUUUCUAUGUAGAGAUUUUCUUUUGUUCUGUCCGUCAGUCCAUCCAGGCUCGCUCUUAACUGUCAGUUGCCAGUCGCAGAAUGAACGGAGGUAGAAAUUAUUGUAUAAUGUAGACAUUGUCAUAUGUGCUCCUUUUUCUUUGUCUGAAAGUUGCAGAAAAAAUUGGCCUCUCGUGUGUAGGAUUUUCUUCACAGGCGUAUGAUUCCAGUAGAAAAUUUCUUUAUAUUUUCCGGCUUGUGAGCCACUUUUUGUUCCACGCAAAUCAAAGAGUAUGAGGAUGUCUACUUUUAGGAACGCUUUAACUCUGUGGGGACUCACCCUGAAGCUUUAGAAGAAGUUGAUCUUUCUGAUCUCUACAAUGGGAUUAGAAGCGAUAAAUUGUCAUGAUGGUCUCCUGGUUUAUCUUACGAUAUCAAGUCAAUUUAUCAUGUAGGUAUUACCUGGUUUUGAGGCGUUGCAUUUUUUACACAGAAAAAGCUUGGAAAUGUCAUUAAAAUUCGUUCUAUUUCAUGCUGAUGUGCCCGAACGCUUUCGCCUUCUAAGCGUGAAUUAUUUCCGUUCUAUAUAUCAUCAAUGUCUGUCAUUAGCUGCUGGGUGGUACAUUUUUACUAAGCUAAUUUAAUUAGAAAAAUACGAAAAUUAUUAUCAAUAUUCCCUUCGCUGCUAUUAUCUUGAUAGUUUUCCUCAGUCUGAAGCGUCAGGGAAUCAGCAAGCAUUCACUUGACGAUAUUGAAAAUCCUGGGUUUGUUCCCGUAUUUUGUAUGCGUGUGGCGAUUGUUUUCAUUGCUGAACUUGGAAGUAUUCCAAGUCACAUACACUGAUAUUCUGUGAUUUAUGUGUGCGUUUCACUGAUUUUCUCCAUAUACCCGCAAAUUUUAUUUCACCUGCAAUGGCAAAAAAUAUGUUUUUAAUGUAUUUGUUAUGAGUUCAAUAUAUGAACUUUAUCCCGCUACAACCAUGAGAAUAUUUGUAACUUCGAAAGAAAAAUUCUAACCUCACGUAGUUAUGAUUAUUAGUACCUAGGCUGUAGCACUUGUUGACUUUGCGCCUAAUUCGAGUUUUGUGGUCGAGUUCAACUUAAUGAUUGUUGUUUAAUGAUGAUUCGGUUCUGUUAUUCUCGAGCUAUAUCUCGUCAUGCAUCGUUUAGAAUUCUUAGUCAAAGAAAAUUUUGAUGAAUUAAUGAUGGUUAAAACAUAUUGAAAUUAUUUGAUGCUCUGAUAUACCAUUAUGUAUUUAAACUUUUUGCUCAAAGCGUAUUUAUGACGAAUUCUUUCUGUCUGAUUUUGAAAGGUCGGCAACAACAAAAUUAUUAAAUGUACGUUUUACAAUAAAAUUACGUCCUGCCCUAAAGAUUCAUGUAUUGAUUUUAUAUACUAAUGUAAAGGUUCCAUGUUACCCGCAAUUACGUGGGCUUCAAAGCAGUUGCACCAGAUGCAGGUCUGUGCUGUUCGUACAUGCCUAACUAUUAUCUUCGUGUGUAAUUAAUGCCAACUCGUGCACGAAACAUGAAUAUGCUUGAAAUAUAUUUUAAUCACGUCAACUAUAUCAUAUUUCUACCUCUAUUGCAUUGAUAGCCAAAACUGUGGCAUUUUCAUGUAUUGAAGAAUCCUGGGUUCGAUAGAAAAAGUAUGUUUUUGCCGGAUAAUUCACCGCGUGCUGUUUGAUCUUGUAUUGCUUCCACUGAAAUGUAUCAUCAACAGGCCUGUAAUUAGGACGAUGUUUAAGCAAGAACUUCUGCUGUUAAGUUUGUGUAUUAUUGUUAGCUAUAAGCUUUAUUUGAUUAUGAAUGUUUAUUUCGUUCAUGCGGAACUCCAACACAUCUCGUCGUUUAAUUUUUUAAUGAGCAGGCAUACUUUUAUUUAUCCCAAGCUUUUGUUCAGCUCUUCUUGUACGUUUCAUUGACACUUUUAGACUUCAAGUUGGCAUCUCGUAUGUGGUUAGGUUCCCAGGAAUAUUUUACUUCUCUUUCGUUUUCUUGGUAACGAAAGCUUCCUACUUAUUGUGUUUUUAUAUUAUUAAAGGUCUUGAUUCA
Messenger RNA from Hyalella azteca, 4562 nucleotides. It is a transcript of the gene TM9SF2, whose product is annotated as transmembrane 9 superfamily member 2. Gene Ontology annotation, biological process: protein localization to membrane. Gene Ontology annotation, cellular component: membrane. The record is from RefSeq and is a predicted model, not a curated record. NCBI's taxonomy places the organism in Eukaryota, Metazoa, Arthropoda, Malacostraca, Amphipoda, Hyalellidae.